Octopus bimaculoides (California two-spot octopus) is the source of this 979-nucleotide messenger RNA. RefSeq lists its product as uncharacterized. The record is from RefSeq and is a predicted model, not a curated record. NCBI's taxonomy places the organism in Eukaryota, Metazoa, Mollusca, Cephalopoda, Octopoda, Octopodidae.
AUUUACAUUUGAUGGAUAUUUGCCCUCAUCUUGUUUGAUGACAAAUAUCCGUCAAAUGUAAAUAAUGUAAAUAAUGUGCAUAAUUGCUCAUCUCUUAAAUAUGGAACUGUAUAAUUUAGUCAUAUUUUUACUCUUCAUCAGGUAUCUGGAGGACGUGUAUAAAUGUGUUUUGAUUCCUAACAAUAAAUGUAAAAUGCCGCCUGACUGGCAGAAAAAUUACAAACAGUAUGCUUGCGAAAAUUCUUGUUAUGACAUUAAAAAACAAAAUUCGUUUAGUAUGACAGAUGAAGAGAAAUGCAACGAAUUGAACCACCAUAAGUCAGAAUUAGACAGAGCUAAUUGUAAUAUUCCAAAGGACAUAGAAAAAGAAUACAAGUCUUUAAAAUGUGACAUUCGUUGCAACAAAGCCAGACAGUGCUCCAUAACGAUACAAGAUUAUAGUACAAAGGAAAUUUGCAAAACACUGUCACUUCAAUUUAAAUGUAACGAAAAUGCUAAAUGUCCUACACCACAGAAUUUACGUGAUACAUACGCUCUUUAUGGGUGUGGUACCAGUUGCAAUGGUAAUGUACUCAAUGAAUGUGCGGCUACUUUAAAACGGCUACUUAACAGUACAAGGGAAGAACUAUGCGGAUAUUAUAGAGAAGAAGGCAGAUGUAAUGACAAAGCCAAGUGCAAGAUGGAAGAAAAAUAUAUGAAACUUUUUGAAUGUAGUGGCGCUGCAAAUCGGAGUACAAUGUUCGCCGUCAUAUUUUCGUUUUUAUUAGCAGUUCAGAUGCUAGAGAAAUAUAUUUCUCUUUCUUAAAGAUGAAUGUUAUUGAUAACAAGAGAUUUAUAUAUACAGUCAUAUAUAUAUAUAUAUAAAGCAUAUAUUGUUACACUUACGCGUCACUUUCGCAUAACUAUAAUUAUAAUCAAUUAGCUUUUACUUAGCCGUUAUCUCAUCUGUUGUUACAUGUUUCGACAUGUUCAACUGCAA